AUGGCUUGUAGACGUAGUGUCUCCACCACAGUGACCUUUGGUACCAGACGUUUCCACCCUUCAUUUAGUCACAUUCUUCAUGAUAACAAUGAGGAUACUAAAUCACAUGCACCGAAUUCAAGUUUGCCUCCACCUGUGAUCAAGAGUACUUUGCCACGUGGCUCUUACAACUCGACACUUGGAUUUUGUUUUGGUUCUCGAUGUAGAGAGAGGACAGGCUCAUCAUUGUCUUGGAAAAUGGGGCUUGGCUCCUUUCAUUGUAGGUAUAUGUCAGCCAUAAUCGAUGAUGGGUCUGAUAAGAUUAAUGACGUUGGCUAUUUUGCUGAGGUUAUUACGGAUAAGACGGUGGAAGUGGUAACCUCCCAAACCCCCGCUGUGAGUGAAGUGGCUGCUGCUGCAGCAGAUUCUUUCUUCCCAGUUGCUGCCCUGCAGUAUUUGAUCGAUGGCGUGCAUUCUUUUACUGGAUGUAAUUGGUGGGCCUCAAUAGCUUUAACAACUAUUCUGAUUCGAGGGGCUACAAUUCCACUUCUCAUUAAUCAACUCAGGGCUACUACACAACUUAAUUUAAUGAGGCCCCAUUUAGAGGAGUUAAAACAACAGAUGCAAGAUAUGGCAAUGGAUCCGAAUGUUUUGCAAGAAGGUCAGAAACGAAUGAAGGCAUUGUUCAAGGAAUAUGGAGUCAAUCCACUUUCUCAAUUGCAACCGCUAUUCAUUCAAGGUCCCAUCUUCAUCAGUUUUUUCUUAGCUGUUAGAAACAUGGCUGAGAAGGUUCCUUCUUUUCAAAGUGGUGGAGCUCUUUGGUUUACUGAUCUCACUACUCCAGAUAGCUUGCUCAUCCUUCCAGUUCUGACAUCGUUGACAUUCUUGAUUACAGUAGAGUGCAACAUGCAGGAGGGUCUUGAAGGGAAUCCCAUUGCCCAAACUAUGAAAAACUAUUCUAGAAUCCUUGCGGCCAUUUCAGUUCCUGUAAUGAUGAGUUUCCCCAAGGCACUGUUCUGUUAUUGGCUCACCUCCAACCUGUUCUCCCUUACAUAUGGAUUAGUAAUUAGGCUCCCAGAGCAAUUGAACAGGACACUACCGUUGAAUCAGGAUCUCCGUUACCCACCAAGCCAUCAAAGGUUGCUGACAGAAGAAUAUCACGGACUUCAAUUCUCAAGCAGAGACUUAAAAGUCUGGAAAAUCAAAUCAAGGAAAGAAAUAAACAAAAGAAGAUGUGAAAGUACUGCUCCAACUAAUAGCUUCCCACGAAUUAGUGAAUUAGGCAGGAUCCUUAUGGUGCACCGGAUGAUGGAAAGUUUUUUGCUAGACGGCUAUGAAUCAGUUAACAGUGGAAUCCCUUUUGGGAGAAGACACUCUGAGGUAGAAUUUCGUAGUGCAUUGGCUGCAAACUUUGAUGCAUAUACAGUGGCAAGUAGGCUUGGUGAGCUUCCAGCUUCUCUUGUCAAAGCAUCUUGCAGCCUGUCUUCUGCUUCACGUAACGACGUCUCAUGCUUUCUCUUGCAGUGCCGGCGCCAAGCUGCUUGUAUGAAACAGGCUGACCAUGUCCUCCACUGCAGGGAGUAA
Molecule: messenger RNA, 1563 nt
Organism: Prunus armeniaca (apricot)
Lineage: Eukaryota; Viridiplantae; Streptophyta; Magnoliopsida; Rosales; Rosaceae
Source: the annotation of a GenBank genome assembly